Messenger RNA from Giardia duodenalis, 1959 nucleotides. RefSeq names its product putative Pumilio-family RNA-binding protein. Gene Ontology annotation, biological process: post-transcriptional regulation of gene expression. The record is from RefSeq and is a predicted model, not a curated record. Bases 1 to 1959 code for a protein of 652 amino acids. Gene Ontology annotation, cellular component: cytoplasm. Gene Ontology annotation, molecular function: mRNA binding. The transcript has a single exon. NCBI's taxonomy places the organism in Eukaryota, Fornicata, Diplomonadida, Hexamitidae.
AUGACACUUUUACCGAAGCAUUCACUGUGUGUAACAAUGAAUGUGCAGGGAAGUUCUCGCAAAGACGGGGACAGUAGUUCCGUCUGGCAAGGCUACGAUCCCGGGCCACAGGUCUGGUGUGAACGCCAAACCCCUAUUCUCCCUCCAGGUUUAACCCGACAAAAUGGAGCGUUUUUGGGUGACGGCCGCAUCAAUCAGUGUGAGGAAUUAGAAGCAAUACCACGAAUAGGGGUGUCUUGCGACGGAGAGUUGCAAUUUAAUGACUCUGCACGCCUUACUCCUAUUGAACAAACAGAUCCACACACCUUUAAAUUGGCAACGCCCCCCUUCUGCUAUAAUAGCGUCCCAUACUCUAGCCCUAUGAUUCAGCCCAGUUCCGGGGUCGAUUACUAUAGCGAGCCCCAUCAGCCAGCGCAUGUGCAGCGUGACCCCAUCCCGUGUGGCGCCAACGGGGUCUUGCCGGCUAUUCCUUAUCCAGUGGACACCAAUGGCUUUACUCCGCUCUGCACCAAUCCUCCUCUCCAUCCCGCACUGAUCUCAUACAUUCCAAUAGCUACCCCCACCUCAUAUGAGGCACCCCAUCUUUCCUUUCCAAUCCUGUCGCCGCCUGCGCCCAUGGCACUUGACACAUACACGAAGUUCCCCUCUGAAGUCUUCCCCUACAUGCAGGACACUGUGCAUGCGCCACAUGUUCUCCCAUACUCACUGGACGCAGACACAGACCGAACCUCCUGCUGCUCAAGCCCUAUUUUCGGUAUGCAGAGCCCAGUGCCGACUCGCUCGGCCACAUGCUCUGUGGAUCUAUCACAGACCACACCACAAAGGAUAACUACUAUGAGGCCCUGUCCUCUUUCAUUUACUCUGACCCACUCGGCUCUUUCAGACACCCACAACUCGACCACUACUGUCUUUUCCAAUGAGCCUAUCGCUCCUCAGCCAGACCUUCCUACGAACGACUACGAACGAAAGUUAGUUCUUUCAUUCAAGGAACCCACCGGGUGCAAGAUCCUCCAGCAGUAUUUGGCUGACUUUCCCGACAAGUCUCGUUAUUUGCUGGACGUCUUUAUUGCUGAGUAUAGUACUCCGUCCCUAAUGGAGAGUCUGCUAAUCCAUCCCUCGGGUAACUACUGCUUUCAGAAGAUCAUUGAAAGUUCUGAUGCAAGUCAGAGGCUAAGGAUUCUACUUCUCAUUCAGGAUUCCCUCUUUGACAUUUGCCAAAAUCUGCAUGGAACCCGGUCUAUUCAGAAGCUGUUUGAGCGUGUCUCUUCAGACGAGGAAAAGGCCAUAAUUGCCCAACAACUUGGAGCAGGUGACAGAAUUAUAAAGCUAAUCGUAGACAUCAAUGGCAAUCACUGUGUGCAGCGCUGUAUUGAGACCUUUGCGCCGAAGGAUUGUACCUUUAUAUAUGACCAGAUAAUCCGGGAGCUCGUGCUUGUAGGCACCCACCAACACGGCUGUUGCAUCAUACAGCGCUGCCUGGAUCUCUGCAGUGAGGCGCAGCGUGUACAGAUUGUCACAGCCAUCAAGAAUCACGUUAUGGAGCUUAUAGUCGAUCGCUUCGGGAAUUAUGUAUUUCAGUAUUCGCUAGAGAAAGCAAACAACGGUUUAUGCGGUUUGAUCUCGGCAGACGACCUGAUCAGACCCAUUUUGGGGCACGAGGGAUCUCUCGUCAAUCAGAAGUUUUCCUCCCACGCCGUCGAAAAGUGCCUCAAGUACGGUAGUAGAAGGAUGCGCACGCUUAUCACCGAAAACCUUAUGGCCAGCAGCAGUUUUCUUUCCUCGGCCAUGGACAAAUUUGGGAAUUAUGUUGUGCAGAAGGCAUUUAUUGGUGCCACAGACGAGCAAAAGAGGACCAUAUCUCAGAGGGUUCUUACCUCUCCUGAGGUGCUGAACUGCAGUUAUAGCCGGCAUCUUGUCCAAAUGUGUGAAAAGUUUGCAAAUUCACACAAAUCCAGAUGA